Ceratosolen solmsi marchali is the source of this 2413-nucleotide messenger RNA. RefSeq names its product Protein EFR3 homolog stmA (gene stmA). The record is from RefSeq and is a predicted model, not a curated record. Gene Ontology annotation, cellular component: plasma membrane. Lineage: Eukaryota; Metazoa; Arthropoda; Insecta; Hymenoptera; Agaonidae. Gene Ontology annotation, biological process: protein localization to plasma membrane. The transcript has 15 exons. The coding region runs from base 23 to 2413 and encodes 796 amino acids.
CAAUAAGAAAUCACUCAACAAUAUGUUCAGUUGCUGUUGGUGUUGUUCUGCAUUACGACCAAGAUAUAAACGAUUGGUAGAUAAUAUUUUUCCUGUGAAUCCUCAGGAUGGAUUAAUUAAAAAUAAUAUGGAAAAAUUGAUGUUUUACUCCUUAAGUAGCCCAGAAAAGCUUGAUCGAAUAGGAGAAUAUUUAUUUCAACGAGCAUCUCGAGAUAUAUCUAGACGUAGAAAUGGUUUUGUAAUUAUUGCUAUGGAAGCUAUGGAUCAAUUAUUAGCUGCUUGUCAUGCUCAAACAUUAAAUUUAUUUGUAGAAAGUUUUUUAAAAAUGGUACAAAAAUUAUUGGAAUCAACAGAUCCUCAGUUACAGAUUUUAGCAACUCAGUCUUUUGUUAGGUUUGCCAACAUCGAGGAGGAUACGCCUUCUUAUCACACACGUUAUGAUUUCUUUGUAUCAAAAUAUUCUUCAAUGUGCCACUCCAACAAUGAUAACAUCACAGUUAGAAAACAGAUUCGCCUUGCAGGAAUUCAAGGAUUGCAAGGUGUUGUAAGAAAAACUGUAUCUGAUGAUUUAGUAGAAAACAUUUGGAAUAUGGUGCAUAUGGAUAAAAUUGUUCCAUCUUUAUUGUAUAAUAUGCAAAAUGCUAGAUACUCUAAUAAAGAAAAUGCUACACCUGAAAGCCCUACUGAAGAAAGAUCAGAUCCACCACAGUUUGCAGAAACUUGUAUGAGAGAAUUAGUAGGUCGAGCAUCAUUUGGUCAUAUUCGAUGUGUGAUUAAACCGGUUCUCAAACAUCUUGAUAAUCAUUUAUUAUGGGUUCCAAACUAUUUUGCUAUUCAUUCAUUUAGAAUAAUUAUGUUUUCUAUUCAGUCUCAGUAUUUAUAUACUGUUGUCGAAGCUUUAAUGACACAUUUGGAUGAGCAUUCACAAUCACCUCUAAAGAUUCGUACUAGCAUAGCAGAUACUUUAUCAAAAAUUAUUUCUAUUGCAGCUGGUGAAAGUGUAGGACCUUCCGUUUUAGAAAUUAUAAGUUCUUUAUUAACUCAUUUAAGAGUUAGUGUAUCCAGAAAUUUAUCCUCUACUAAUGAUGAACAGUUGUAUCAAGAAGCUCUUAUAAAUGCACUUGGUGAAUUUGCAAAUCAUCUUCCUGAUUAUCAAAAAAUUGAAAUAAUGAAAUUCAUCAUGAGUAAAGUUCCCUAUAGUAAAUUGGAUUCCAUUACAACUGCUGGUAAAGGAGAUGUUUUACUUCAAAGUAUUUUACUAAAAUCACUCUUAAAGGUUGGAACAAAAUAUCAAACAAUUCAUUUAAAUACAACAUUUCGACCAAGUUUUCUACAACCAUUGUUGAGAAUGUCUUUAGCUUCAGAUGCUGAAAUGAGACUUCUAGUGCAACAAAUUUUUCAUACUUUAAUAGAUAGACAUAAGAAUAUUAAUAAGUUAACCAAACCAACAGUCAACAUUAUAGAUUUAAAUCUUGAAAUUGAAAAAGCAUCUAGACCUGAUAUUAUAUUUAUCAAGAAACAUGGCCCUGAAAUAUACAUGGCUCUUUAUGAAUCGUUAGAACUGACAAGUAAUAAUGUUGAUAAUGUUCAGUCCAUUUAUACAACACUGGCUUUGCUUACAGUGGAAUUGGGUUCUGAAGAAACAGUUCUUGAAUUAUUGCAGUUAAUUAUGAGCUUGCAAGAUCUUGCUCUAACUAGUAUUGAAAUUAAUACAGCAAUUAAGUUUAAUUUACAUGCCAUAGUUAUUAGUUUAUUAGUUUUAAUUGCUAAUGUUUGUAACAUAUCUAAUCUUAUGGAUUAUGGAAAUAAAAUUGUGAGAAAUAGAUAUAAAGAAGCACCACAUUUAUUACCUGAUCUUUGCUCGGAAUAUGGACACUUAUCAUCUGGAAUAUCAUCCUCACUCUUAGUAGAUCAAGCUAUUGUUUCAGAAUGUCUUAAAGAAGUUGGUUUAGAAACUAAUGAAUUGCAAGGAACUAAUUACAGUAAUAAUUCCUUACAACACAGAUAUUCAUGGGUUGACAAUACAGGAUGUAAUUCUUCAGGUGAUAUUAAUGAUGGAACAAUUGAAUUAGAUAGUGCAGGAUCAUCUCCUAGUGUGCAAAAGAAAUUACCUGGAGAAGAAUUAACAUUUGAUAGUAUAAAACGAAUUUUAACAGAAAAUAGUAACGUUCAAAUGAUGGAAGAAGAAAAAAGAAUGCAAUUUUCUCAUUUAUUUCGAAAUACGCCAUUUCCUGAUCUUAUUAAAAAAACACAACCAAAACAUGAUGUUCUACAAAGUAAAUUAUCUGAAAUUUUUAAUGUUUUAAAUAUUGAACCUCGAAGUCAAUCAAUACAAGGAAGUACUCCAUCAGAUAUCAAACCAAGUCAAACGCCAGCAUAUGAAAUACAUUUUCCCGAAUUAUUUGUAUACUAA